AUGCUCGUCGUUCAUCCGAACUCGACUUGCGACGUCUGUCUUGAAGGCUAUACCAACGGCACUAAUGUUCCGCAUUCCAUAUCCUGCGGGCACAUUUUCUGCCUGAGAUGUCUUCAGUCGUUGAACCGACUGAUGUGUCCUCUCUGUCGGACUGCGUUUGACCCUGCGGAAAUCAGGAGGCUCCAUAUUGACAGGACGGCCCAAGUAUUGAAUGCAGACAACACCAGCGUCCCCGUAGCUCCGGAACCAGAGUCCGAGGUGGAUGUAGACGUUCGUCGUCUGCAAGAGAAGAUCGACCACAUCGUCUUGGAAGGCGCCUCACUGACAGACGUUCGCAAUACGAUUGACGAGAUCCAUAUUUGGCUCAAAACUCAGCCCAAAGACGAGCAUCGGGACCUUCGGGCAAGCCAUAGGCUGCUGCACCGUGUAACAGAAGAUCGAGAGAAACUCGCCAAUGCAGACAAGAGGGAGCAUGAGUACAAGUCUCGACUAGAAGCGGCCGACAAGAUGCUGGAAGACCUUGCUCAGAAGCGUAAGGAAGAGAACACCAUGGCCCUAGCGGUAGAGAGGAGCUUGAGAGAGCAUUACAAUCGCAUGAACGCCGAGUGGAACGGGAAAGUGAGUGACGGCUAA
Messenger RNA from Gloeophyllum trabeum ATCC 11539, 633 nucleotides. RefSeq lists its product as uncharacterized. The coding region runs from base 1 to 633 and encodes 210 amino acids. The transcript is spliced from 4 exons. The record is from RefSeq and is a predicted model, not a curated record. Gene Ontology annotation, biological process: protein ubiquitination. Lineage: Eukaryota; Fungi; Basidiomycota; Agaricomycetes; Gloeophyllales; Gloeophyllaceae. Gene Ontology annotation, molecular function: ubiquitin protein ligase activity.